Dreissena polymorpha is the source of this 4748-nucleotide messenger RNA. RefSeq names its product transmembrane 9 superfamily member 4-like. The record is from RefSeq and is a predicted model, not a curated record. Gene Ontology annotation, biological process: protein localization to membrane. The transcript is spliced from 19 exons. Bases 51 to 1937 code for a protein of 628 amino acids. Gene Ontology annotation, cellular component: membrane. Lineage: Eukaryota; Metazoa; Mollusca; Bivalvia; Myida; Dreissenidae.
CAGGACUGUCACUCCAAAAGUGACGUCAUUACUUCCACGUUUGAUUCAACAUGGCGACGAAGAUCGGGUUUUUAAUGCUGUUGGUCCUAAGUGGAAGCUGUCAGGGGUUCUACAUACCUGGUGUGGCCCCAAAUGAUUUCAAGAAAGACGAUCUAGUGGAUGUUAAGGGUGUGAAGCUGACAAGUGUGAAGACUCAGCUGCCCAUGGAGUACUACAGAGUACCGUUCUGUGAGCCGGAAGGGGGCGCAGAAUUCAAACCAGAAAACCUCGGUGAAGUACUGCGUGGUGACAGAAUUGUGACAACUGCUUAUCAGAUUCGUACCCUGGUGGACAAGACCUGUACACUCCUGUGUGGGAACAAACCGGCCAAGAAACUAACGCAGAAAGAGUCUAGAAUCCUGGUAGACCUCAUCAAGAACGAUUACUACGUUAAUCUGUUAGUAGAUAACCUGCCAGCUGCAACGAAGUUUAUGAUGCUGGAUUCAAACACAGAACAGUACGAACAUGGCUACAAGCUGGGCUUCGAGAAAGAUGGCAAAUAUUACCUGAACAAUCACUUGGCAAUUGUUCUCAAAUAUCACACCGUUGAGGAAGGCGGCAACACCUACCGUGUGGUAGGGUUUGAGGUGAAGCCAGAAAGCAGAGCAAUAAAGGACUAUGAACUAAAGGAUGAACAGUGUGCCAGGAAAACUGACCUGGUCAAAGGCAACCCUGAGCCCAUGAUGAUCGAGGCAAAAGAGGACCAGGAGGUGCUGUUCACAUACGAGGUGAGCUGGCAUGAGAGCCCCAUGAAGUGGGCCUCGCGCUGGGACCUGUAUCUCACCAUGAGCGACGUGCAGAUCCACUGGUUCUCCAUUGUCAACUCUGUGGUCGUUGUGUUCUUCUUGUCUGGUAUAUUGACAAUGAUCAUGGUGCGGACACUGAGGAAGGACAUUGCUAAAUACAACAGAGACGAUGACCUGGAAGAGACCCUGGAGGAGUCCGGCUGGAAGCUGGUUCAUGGGGACGUGUUUAGACCCCCCAGGGCCAACAAGCUGCUUGCAUCCCUCCUUGGUGCUGGCAUCCAGAUCUUCUGUAUGGCCCUCAUCACUAUCGUGUUUGCCAUGUUGGGUAUGCUGUCCCCUGCCUCCAGGGGGGCCCUGAUGACAGCAGCAGUCUUCCUCUUCAUGUUCAUGGGUCUGAUUGCUGGUUAUUAUGCUGCGAGAAUCUACAAGACAAUGAAGGGGACCCAAUGGAAGAAGUCUGCAUUUCAGACUGCAACCCUGUACCCAGCGUUCAUAUUUGGCUCCUGCUUCGUGCUCAACUUCUUCAUCUGGGGCAAGCACUCAUCAGGGGCUGUCCCCUUCACCACCAUGCUGGCCCUUCUCUGUAUGUGGUUUGGAAUCUCUCUGCCUCUCGUAUUCCUUGGCUAUUACUUCGGCUUCAGAAAACAGGCGUAUCAGCACCCAGUGAGGACCAAUCAGAUACCACGACAGGUGCCUGAACAAGCCUGGUACAUGAACACUUUCCUGAGUAUACUUAUGGCUGGUAUUUUGCCCUUUGGAGCCAUGUUCAUCGAAUUAUUCUUCAUUUUUACGGCCAUCUGGGAGAAUCAGUUCUACUACCUGUUUGGCUUCCUCUUCCUUGUGUUUAUCAUCCUCAUCAUCUCAGUGUCCCAGAUAUCUGUUGUCAUGGUCUACUUCCAACUGUGUGGAGAGGACUACCAUUGGUGGUGGAGAUCUUUCCUCGUGUCGGGAGGUUCGGCUGUCUACAUCUUUGCCUAUUCUAUAUUCUACUUUGUCACAAAGCUGGAAAUCACAGCAUUUGUAUCAACACUGCUUUACUUCGGCUACACCCUACUAAUGGUGACCACCUUCUGGAUUCUAACAGGCACCAUUGGCUUCUUUGCUGCCUACUGGUUCAUAAGGAAAAUCUACAGUGCUAUCAAGAUAGAUUGAUGGCUUUCCUGUGAUAGAAAUGUGUUGGAAUUUGACAUUUAUGAUGUGGGUGACAUUUUUUUCUUAAUUAGAAGUAUUCAAUGUAAUAUAUAAGUGGGUAAUAAUUUCUAUCACCAAUUUGGUUGCGUUACCAGCAUAUUGCUAUGGUAACUAAACCACCAGCUUAUUGCUAUGGUAAUCACCAGUAUAUCUCUAUAGCUACCCAGAUUGUAUGCAGCAGUCUUAGUGUACUGUGUCUUGGAAGUGCAUUUUGUUCAAUGCGAGGCUGAUUGUAGCUAAGAUGGUUCAGAUUGGAGAGCUGUGACUCUACUUCUAAGAUAGUUAGUGUUGAAAUCAUUGCUUAUGAUUGUAUAGUCUUUGCUUGUUACUGUUUAAAUCAUAUCUCAUGAUUGUUUCAGAAAUAUUGUUAUUAUUAUUAUUAUGGUUAUAAUUUAACGAAUAGGCAAAUGACAUUUCUUAAUAAACAAACAUAAUAUAAAUUAAAAUUUUUUUUUUAAAGCACAAUGACUGCAUUUGUAAUUUUGUACUCAAUGCACUAAUGUCAUCACAGUUGCCAUAAGCACACCCUUAUAUAUGUUAAUAACUUAUUUAUAUUCACAUAGCCUUGUAGAUACUUUGUUAACCAGGUUUUCCGAAGGAAAAAACUGGUUAUUAGAUUGGCGAAUGCGGGCGGGCUGGCUGGCUGGCUGGCUGGCGGGCGGGCUGGCGGAAUAAGCUUGUCCGGGCCAUAACUAUGUCGUUCAUUGUCAGAUUUUAAAAUCAUUUGGCACAUUUGUUCACCAUCAUUGGACGGUGUGUCGCGCGAAAUAAUUACGUCGAUAUCUCCAAGGUCAAGGUCACACUUUGAGUUCAAAGGUCAAAAAUGGCCAUAAAUGAGCUUGUCCGAGCCAUAACUAUGUCGUUCAUCGUCAGAUUUUAAAAUCAUUUGGCACAUUUGUUCACCAUCAUUGGACGGUGUGUCGCGCGAAAUAAUUACGUCGAUAUCUCCAAGGUCAAGGUCACACUUUGAGUUCAAAGGUCAAAAAUGGCCAUAAAUGAGCUUGUCCUGGCCAUAACUAUGUCAUUCAUUGUGAGAUUUUAAAAUCAUUUGGCACAUUUGUUCACCAUCAUGGGACGGUGUGUCCCACGAAAGAAUCACGUCAAUAUCUCCAAUGUCAAGGUCGCCACGACUAAAAAUAGAUUUAAAAAAAAAAAAAAACUUACAAAGGGGGUUAAUUUUUUUUGGUCAUUUCAAAAGUUCAGUUUGAGUUUUCUCCCUUUAUCAGAUUUUUUUUUCACAAUGAAAACCUGGUUUUGUGACAAUUUUGUCCCUUGUUUUUCUUUUAAAGUGAUGGAGUGUGUAGAUAGUCGAACAAAGUAAAACACGCUAAAUAUUGUGAUAGUCAUGUAGAUGAUCUGUUCUCAAGUUUACCGCUUUUGUAUUUGAUUAAACUUAACAGUAGUACAUAUAAACAGGCUAGUCCUCACUUAACUAAUGAAAAUAAUUGUCAUGCUAUAUGCGAAAACGAGCAUUCCUGAAAUGUCCAGGUUAGUUUUUUGUUUCGACUUAAGAUCUGUUAUCCGUAUGAAGUGAAAUGUUGAGGCAACCUUGUGUGUUAUCGACACAUUUUUAGUUAAAGUUAAUACCUUUGAAAUGCCUGGCUACCAGUGGGUGUAAAUUGUUUUGGCAAAGUGGAUGCCUGACAAUCUUUUAAUCCUGCAAUUUUUAGUAUUGUAGGGUUUAAUUAUGUGUAUCUAUUUUGCCUAAAUAGAUGUUUCUGCUGUCAAAUGCAAACUUUCUUUCUAUUUUGCUAAAUAGGUGGUGUUUAUGGUGGGAUUUUUUCUUAAAUAUUUUUUUUCUGUUUUGACAUGCAGAAGUGCAUAUUUAUUUCAGCACAAGAGCUUUUUAAUUUUGCAUUCCACUUUAGUUCUUCACCUGUUGCGUUUAAUGCGUUUACUUUUUAAUUUAAUUGUGUUCUAUGGAUCAAAAUUUAACUUCAUUUAUUCUGUGCAUUUCUAAUGCAUGAUAUUAUGCUAUUUUCUGUUUAACAUGUUUUGCUUGGUAUUAAUUCUUCAAUAAUUUAGUUGUUGUCACAACUCCCAAUGUAUUAUACCAAGGAGACUGGAGUAAAGCAAAAACAAAUCAAAGCAUAAAGUAUGUGUAAAAUUAAGUUUCAUCUUGUUCAAAUGCGCUAGCAAGAGAGAUGUUCUUAAUGCAAAUUAAAUUGUUAAAAAAAUAGUCAAUCAUGUUCAUAUAUUUCAUAUGAGAUCAUAAAAGUGGCAUUUUGAGUUUGUAUAUUUCUGUGUAAUUUUGGAGGCUUGAUAUGUAUUUUUAAAAAUGUUGUCUCUUUUUUUCAGAAAAACUAAGUUCUGCCAUUUUAAUGUAAUUUCUAUAUGCGUAAAUCAUCCCUGUGAGCAGUAUUGUCAUUUUUCUGCUGUUUAUUCCAUGUUUACAAACCGUUGAAGCACUAGAUUGAAAAUCACUUAAAAAGAUAUUUUUAACGCAUUGCAUAUCACAGGUUUUAAGUAUUCUACGUAAAACCUGUAAUUUGUAAAACAAAUUAAUCCACAAUGUUUAUAUGAAACAUUUUGGUUACCGUUGUUAUAAGUGAGGUACUGAACAUCUAUGUAUGGGAUAUUAUGUCUUAAAAUCUUUGUCUUUUGAAUUCCAUGUGUUUGUUUUGUCGUAGCAUUGUUAAUGACAUGCAAUGUGACUGCCCGAGUCUGCGGUUGGUUGCUAUCACAAAUGUAUCGGCACAUGUAAUUAUUCGAGAAUAUUGUUUUGGAUAUAAAUGUGUAUUAUUGAUCGGUAAUAAAAUGUAUUUAUUUUAA